GAUAUUAGAAAAAGUGAAAUAAUUUGUGAAUCGCUGAGAAAUAUACUAUUGUCACAAAUGUCUUCAACAACAAUUUUAUUUAAUGUUAUUUCAUUGAAAUACAAAUGUUGAUCAACGAUGGCCACAUUAGGCCUUUCAAAAGUCUUCAUACUGGAUAAAUACUUUACGGAAUUGCAAAAAUUUUGGGAGACGGAGAAGAAGUUGCAGGACGCCUCAUCUUCAAAUGAGGCGGUGCAUCUACAGCAACGACUUAAAAGUCUCAGUACGGAAUUAGUCACACUGCGUAAUCGUUUGCAUGUGGGCCAAGGCCCGGGUACAAUUGCCAAUGGCAAUAAUGUACAAAAUAGCAACAAUGCUAACAGUCUGUCAUUGCAACAACAGCAGCAACAAUUGGGUCCUUUAACAUCGGUCUUGGAAUUGAGUGCUUCAAGUCCAAAUUUGAAUAGUACGAACAUCGGUAGCACCAACAACAACAAUAGCCAUAAUAAUAACAGCAACGCUAGUUUUAAUAAUUUCACCAACGCAAAUGGCAACAACGUAGUACAAGCACAACAACAGCAACCGCCAUCAUUGCAUCAAUCUAAUUGUAGUAAUAAUAAUGCUAAUCUAACAACAACAACAACACAAACUAAUACCGCCCAUCAUCAUCAGCAACAACAACAACCACAAUCAUCACAACUACAGCAUCAUAACAACAAUCAUCACUCAGCAACAACAACACCACCAUCAUCAUCAACAACAACGCCAUCAACAACCAUUAUUAACUGUAACAACAACAACACCAACAGCAGCAAUAAUAAAAAUUUGCACACAUUCAGUCAUACAUUGCCACAUAAUUCAACAUCUGGUGGAUCGGGUAUUGUUUCAUCACGAAAUACGUCCAUUCCACAUCCAUUGCCACAUCAGAUCAAUGACAAAGCGCCUUCCUCUUCAUCGGCCCAAAAUUUUAUGGAUUCCAUUGUAAUGCCAGUUUUAUCCACCUCGCUCAACACAACAUCACUAAAUUACAACUCAAACACUCUACCAAUGCGAUCAUCCAGCUCGCAUGCAUCACAACUGCAGCAUCAGAGCCAACAUAAUUUACAACAUUCGCACCUGCAUCAUCACCAGCCAUCAUCACACCAUUCCAACGGCACCAAUCAACAUCAACAACAGUUUCAGCAACAGACAGCACAGCACUCGUCACAUCAUCAACAGUUGCAGAAUCAUCAUCAGCAGCAGCAACAACUGCCCUUCAUACCCAUACAAAAACAUUUGAAUCCUUGCAGUGGUAUCAACACUCUACCCAUCUCAUUCGCAAAUUGCCAUGCUCGACCUAACGGUAACGCCCAUCAAAAUAUUAAUUAUCGAUCGAACCAAUAUGCCAAUCAACUACACCCUACUAUAAAUACCAAUGGUAGCUUUGGUGGAAACAUUCCUGGCGUGAUUGAGAGCUUUCCAUCUGGAGGUCAGACAAAACAGCCGCAUGAGUUGGAUGAUCUAAUUCAUCUCUCGGGGCCAUUAACUGAGGAUGCUGUAAUGCGAACAUUGCAGGCUCGUUUUCAUGACAAUUGCUAUUUUACAAAUGUCGGUCCAAUAUUGCUGUCCAUAAAUCCAUAUCUUCAUGUCGGCAAUCCCUUGACACUUACAUCCACCCGAGCAUUCCCGUUGGCACCCCAACUGCGUAAAAUUGUCCAGGAAGCCGUACGUCAACAGGCCGAAACAGGUUAUCCACAAGCCAUUAUUUUAUCCGGAACAUCGGGUGCUGGUAAAACACAUUGUUCUAUGCUAUUACUUCGUCAACUAUUUGCCGUCGCCGGUGGUGGACCAGAAACGGAUGCCUUUAAACAUUUGGCAGCCGCAUUUACAGUAUUACGUUCCUUAGGCUCAGCCAAGACCACAACAAAUUCCGAAUCCAGUCGCAUUGGUCAAUUUAUUGAAGUACAAGUAACCGAUGGUGCUCUGUAUCGGACUAAAAUUCAUUGUUACUUUUUGGACCAGACACGAGUGAUAAGACCACUGCCAAAAGAGAAAAACUAUCAUAUUUUCUAUCAAAUGCUUGCCGGCCUCAGUCGGGAAGAACGUGUGAAAUUAAAUUUGGAGGGAUAUUCACCGUUAAAUUUGCGUUACUUACAAAACGGUGAUGUGGUACAAAACGAACAAGAAGAUUCGAUACGCUUUCAAGCAUGGAAGACUUGUUUGGGUAUAUUGGGUAUACCAUUUUUGGAUGUGGUUCGUGUGUUGGCCGCUGUUCUACUAUUGGGAAAUGUACAAUUUAUCGAUGGUCAGAGUCUAGAGGUUGAUGUCAAGGGUGAAACUGAAUUAAAUGCCGUGGCCAGUUUACUGGGUGUUCCACCAGCGGCCCUGUUUCGUGGUCUAACAGUGAGGACUCACAAUGCACGCGGACAACUGAUAAAAUCAGUUUGUGACGCCAACAUGUCUAACAUGACGCGUGAUUCCUUGGCAAAGGCUCUCUAUUGCCGUACUGUUGCCACAAUUGUCAGGAGAGCAAAUAGCCUGAAGCGUUUGGGUUCAACAUUGGGCACACUAAGUUCAGAUUCCAAUGAAUCAGUACACAAUCAAGGCGAUAUUGCAUCACAACAUGCUUCCACUAUUGGCGGAAAUUCCGGCUCCAAAUCAAUGGCUGCCCUUAACAAUGCAGUACGCCAUGCCACGGAUGGAUUCAUUGGCAUCCUAGAUAUGUUCGGAUUUGAGGAACCCUCACCACAUGCUCAACUGGAACAUCUGUGUAUCAAUUUGUGUGCCGAAACAAUGCAACAUUUUUAUAAUACUCACAUCUUUAAGAGCUCCGUUGAAUCAUGUCGGGAUGAGGGAAUCGUUUGCGAUACCGAAGUGGAUUAUGUGGAUAAUGUUCCAUGCAUCGAUUUGAUAUCUUCGUUGCGCACUGGACUGCUGAGUAUGUUGGAUGCGGAAUGUGCCGCCCGCGGUACUGCUGAGAGUUAUGUGUGUAAAAUAAAGGUGCAACAUCGUAAUUCACCUAGAUUGGAAAUCAAGCACACCACUGAGCCUCAUGAUCCACGAAUGUUCAUGAUACGUCAUUUUGCCGGUCGAGUGGAAUACGAUGCAACAGAUUUUCUGGAUACAAAUCGUGAUGUAGUACCCGACGAUUUGGUUGCGGUAUUUUAUAAGCAUACGUGUAACUUUGGUUUUGCCACACAUCUUUUUGGAUCCGAACUGAAGGCGCUGUAUGCCUUGCAAAGUGUCCCCCGUGGUUUAAGUUUCCGCAUAGCGCCAACAUCACACACAGAUCUACUGAAUGGUGACGAACCGGUAUCAACCUUAACUCAAGACUUCCAUACACGUUUGGACAACCUUUUACGUACUCUGGUACAUGCACGCCCACAUUUUGUACGCUGCAUCCGCAGCAAUUCAAUGGAAGCAGUUGGUUGUUUUGAACGCAUGACAGUUGUCAAACAAAUACGCUCUCUGCAAGUCCUUGAAACGGUCAACCUUAUGGCUUCGGGAUUUCCCCAUCGUAUGCGCUUUAAACAGUUCAAUGCACGCUACCGUAUGUUGGCGCCAUUCCAUUUGAUACGUCGAAACGAGGAUAAAAUGGAAGAAUGUUGCAAUAUAAUAUUGCAACAUGCUAUGGAAAAUCCUCCCGUUGUUGAGGGCUCCGUUACAUUGGGCUGGGCACCGGGAAAACGUCAUGUCUUCUUAAGCGAAGGAAUUCGCCAACAUUUGGAACAUUUACGUACGGAAAUACGUAACAAGAGUGCAACACUGAUUCAGGCCACAUGGCGUGGUUGGCAGUGGCGGAAGAAAAUGGGUGGUGUUAAUCAUCGAGUAAUCAAUAAUGGAACUGGUGGGCUUAUGACAUCUCCAUCGGCUAAGCUUAAUAAAUUGCAUGGACACAAUGGUAUAAAUAGUGGAGCCACAAUGCCAACACGAGGAACAACAUCGACAACAAUUACAGCGAAUGCUUCGAUUGGCGUCAAUGCAUUAUCAGCAUCGUUGCCGCGCUUAUCGGCCAAAACCACAAAUCCUGCAGGAACAGGAGGAAGCAAUGUCACGAGACCAAGACCACAGCCAAUUGCUGGUACUCCGCCACCAGAUCCAAAUGAAAAAUGUGACACAAAGAUAAUACAACAAACAUGUAGCCUUUUCGGAUUAGAUUUGGAACGUCCACCACCUGUACCACCAUCUCGUAAUUACACUAUAACUGGUAACACAAAAUUAAGCUUUCCACAAACGCGUGUUAUGAAAAUGAACUUUCCCGAGGACACCAUAACAAAUCCGCCUACCGAACAAUUGAAAAAGGGCGAAAGUGUAAAUGUUGUUGGUGCGUCAUCAUGCCGUGGCCAUUUGAUUGUCGAACACAAAGGACAAAACUUUCAUGUUCCAUUCCAAUAUAUGGAACUGCUCAAAGGUAUGGGCAACGGUACAACCAACGGAACCAACGCAAUCCAAAAUGCCAGCAACAACAACAAUGGCGGUGGAGCUAACAACAACACUGGUGGCAAUAACAACACUACUAAUGCAGCCGCAACAAGUGCAGCUGUCAAAAUAUAA
This is a messenger RNA of Musca vetustissima, 4512 nucleotides long. RefSeq names its product myosin-G heavy chain-like. The transcript has 10 exons. The coding region runs from base 118 to 4512 and encodes 1464 amino acids. NCBI's taxonomy places the organism in Eukaryota, Metazoa, Arthropoda, Insecta, Diptera, Muscidae. Gene Ontology annotation, molecular function: actin filament binding; cytoskeletal motor activity; ATP binding. Gene Ontology annotation, biological process: actin filament organization; vesicle transport along actin filament. The record is from RefSeq and is a predicted model, not a curated record. Gene Ontology annotation, cellular component: actin cytoskeleton; vesicle; myosin complex.